AUGGUCCCUGUAUCAAAAGUCUUCCUGGCAAGACUUCCAGUGGCUCUUCUUCUGGCCCUCGGCACAAGCAUCCAAGGGUUGGAUGUGCUGCAGGCGCUGAACAAUCCUAAGUACGAGCAGUUCAACAAAGCCCUCACCGAGGCCAAUCUGGUUGACAAAAUAAACGCCCUGAAAUCCGUCACCGUUCUCCCCCUCAGCAACAAGGCCAUGGCUUCCCUCGCCGGAAAGUCACCGGCAUUUUUGAAGGCCACCGUCAGCACGCACGUCCUCAUCGGGUACUACGACCAGAGGAGGAUUUUCGAUGACGUUGGAAGUCAAAUUCCCAUCGAGACUCUCUUCCAAUCCUCCGGUCUUGCCAAGGACAAACAGGGAUACGUCCUCGUUCAGCAAGUGAACGAAGGCGAGUUGGUCAUGGGAUCCGCCGCCUCUCCUCCCGGCACAGUCUUCACUUCCGCACUUGUGCAAACCGUGGCGAAUAACCCCGAAGAGUUUGUCGCUAUUGAGCUCAACGAGCCCAUUCUUGUACCUGGAAUUGAGAAUUUGUUCUCCGACGUUAAGGUUCCUCUUGGCGCCGGAGAAAAGGCAGCGUCUCCUUCGGCUCUCGCUCCCGGUCAAAGCAGCGACGCUUCACGUCUCUGCAUGGGUCUCCUCGGUGCCGCUUCCGCUUCCGCCGCUUUCAUCCUUGGCCUGUAAACGACGGCGUUUCGGGAAUUUAUCAUUUUGUUAAACAAAAAACCAUUGCAUUGGUGUUGUGUAUCACCGAUCACGAUAUACAACAGGGAUCUUUUGUUUUUGUUUAACGAAAUUACUCUAUUGGCUUGUGUUCGUGGAAUUCGGAUUAAUUCAA
Molecule: messenger RNA, 847 nt
Organism: Vigna unguiculata (cowpea)
Lineage: Eukaryota; Viridiplantae; Streptophyta; Magnoliopsida; Fabales; Fabaceae
Product: fasciclin-like arabinogalactan protein 10
Cellular component (GO): plasma membrane
Source: RefSeq, a predicted model, not a curated record